CGAUAGUAUUUCAACAUGUGAUUUUUUUUAUGUCCGUUACCUAUGUUGAAUAAGAUACUAUCAUUGAAAUUAAAUAUUUCUCGUAAUUGCAGCACUAAUGUACAUGAUAGAAAAUGAUAAUCUAAUUCGAAAAUUUUGAUUUAGAAGUCUUCAAAAUACUGGAAUUGAUCUAAUGAAUUGUAUGGAAGCUAUUGAAGAUAUAACACAAGUAUUACAAAUGAUCAGAAAUUCAUCUGAUGUUGAAGAUGAAUAUUUAUUUGAAGAAGCAUUAGAUUUAGCUGAACAUACAAAUACAACAAUUCAAAAUCCGCAAACAAUACAGCGACAGGUAACAUUUGAAAUGUCGAUGUUGUGA
This is a messenger RNA of Rotaria sp. Silwood2, 355 nucleotides long. The record is from the annotation of a GenBank genome assembly. Lineage: Eukaryota; Metazoa; Rotifera; Eurotatoria; Philodinida; Philodinidae.